AUGGAGAUUGUGCAAGUUGGCGUCGCAUGCUCUCUAAGAGGGGCCCCGCAUCCGGCGCUGCAGCGCCAUUUCCUUCGCCGGUGUAGGAGCCGACGGACAAGCGAUUUCCCUAUUCUGUCCAAAAGCUCAGAAGCGUCUGCAUUAGUUCCUUCGCCGUGCCGGUGCCCCUGCACCUCUGCAUCACAGUCGUCGUCUUCUUCAUCGUUUCCUUCGCCGUUUUCCUCUGCCUCGGCGCCGGUCUUGUCAUCGUAUCCCGGGGCCUCGCGUGCAUCGUCGCCUCGCCGGUGUUCGCCCGCUGUAGCGCGUCCCUCGGCAUUGUCGACGCUUCCAUCCGGUCGGCCGUCUGCAUCCCUUUGUUCGUCAACCUGGUCGGCUUCACACUUUCUCGUUCGUUCAGCGCCGCUUGUGGAGAACCCCACGACCUGUUCCAGUGCGAAUCGCAGAAUCCCUGAUCCUCGCCAAAUCGCCGGGGUGGGACUUUGCACGCGCCAGUUGCCUUCUGUCUCGGUUUCACCUGUUGCUUUUUCAGUUUUUUUCUUUCGCUUCCUGACUCCUGAUUCUCUGUCAUUGUUUACGCCGGGCCCUAGCGCCUCGCGUUCAACGGCUUUACUCUCUGUUCGCCGCCCGGCGGCAACCCUCCCGCGUCAGCCCCAGCCUUCAUCAUCCGCUUCGUCAACUCCUCGGCUUUCUGUCAGAGCGCGCAGCUCAUCUCCACGUCCGCUGUCAGCCAUUUGCCUCGGGCAUCCUCCCCUUCCUCAGGCGCGCGCGCGCCUCUGUGAGCGCGCGCUGUCGUCUUACUCUUCAGGUGCUGGAUCCCGCCCCGCCUCCUCGUUGGCGUCUGGGGAUGCCCGUCGCAGUCGAAAAGUCCACUUGGUCGAUGACCCCGAUGACUGCGACGCCAUUCUCGACGAGGUCUUCUUCCGCCCCGCGUCCUCUGCGCUGCUUCCGGCCUCGCCGCUGACGACUUACCUCGUCGUGCAGCGGCAGAUCGCUGCGUCGCAGUCGCCGUUCCUCACGGGAGACCUGUCGCGGCAGGUUGUGGCGCUCGACUGCGAGGGCGUGGCUCUCGGCCGUUUCGGGCGAGUCUGCACGGUGCAGCUCGCGACCGCGAGCCACACGCUGCUUCUUGACGCGUUCAAAACGGGCAUCGUCGGCGAAAACCCAAAGUUGAAGGAAAUCCUCGAGUCGCCGCAUAUCGUCAAGGUCUGCCACGACUGUCGAGAAGACGCGUCGGCGCUCUUUCAUCAGCACGGGAUUCGGCUGCGGAACGUAUUCGACACGCAGGUGGCGCACCAAGUGCUGUGCGAGAGGGACGGCGAGGCGCCUUUCCAGGCGUCGCUCACAGAGCUCUUACGGAGUUUCCUCAACCUCCGUGACCACGGCGUCUCGGCGCAGGCGAAACGCGCGAUGGAAGCAGAUCCCUCCGUCUGGUGCGGGCGCCCGCUGAGCACAGACCUUCUGCGCUACGCAGUCUUCGGCGUCUCGCACCUCCUCGACCUCGCGCACGUCCUCGCCUUUCAUCUGGGCUCGUGCACCGAGGUCGUUCGGCGCAGCUGCCGAAAGUACCUGCCAUAUCGACACCUGAACACCCACCUGAACUCUCCGGCGGAGAUCUCAGCGACCGGCGCAAUCAUUCAGGGCAUGGUCGCGGCGCGGACGUGUGCCGGCCUAACCUUCAAGUUGAACUGCGGCAGGAACGGCGUCGUUUCAACGCCCGCUGCGCUCUCGCGCUUCCACGACGUGAACCUCGGAGACAUCGUCGAUGUGCAGGUGGCGGGGCAGUCUCAAGACGGCCAGAUCGUCUACCUAGACCGCUACGACGGCCUGUACAACUACUGGAGUCUCAAGGAAAGGCCUCGAACGCGGCACAAGACGGGAAUGGCGUUAACGAGUGAAUCCGAGGUUGAUCCUCUGCUGCUCUUGGCCCCAGACGAAGAGGAAACACAGUGA
This is a messenger RNA of Besnoitia besnoiti, 1950 nucleotides long. RefSeq names its product 3'-5' exonuclease domain-containing protein. The coding region runs from base 1 to 1950 and encodes 649 amino acids. The transcript has 9 exons. Gene Ontology annotation, biological process: nucleobase-containing compound metabolic process. The record is from RefSeq and is a predicted model, not a curated record. Lineage: Eukaryota; Apicomplexa; Conoidasida; Eucoccidiorida; Sarcocystidae. Gene Ontology annotation, molecular function: nucleic acid binding; 3'-5' exonuclease activity.